Physella acuta is the source of this 858-nucleotide messenger RNA. RefSeq lists its product as uncharacterized. The record is from RefSeq and is a predicted model, not a curated record. NCBI's taxonomy places the organism in Eukaryota, Metazoa, Mollusca, Gastropoda, Physidae. Gene Ontology annotation, biological process: protein phosphorylation. Gene Ontology annotation, cellular component: Golgi apparatus. Gene Ontology annotation, molecular function: phosphotransferase activity, alcohol group as acceptor.
GGUACAUUUUCUAUGUAUUAGUCAUUUCUUGAUAAGCCUAGGAAGUCUAAAUGUUUUAAAUGAAUAGUUUAAACUCACAAUUAUUUUUACGAUUAGCUAAAACGCAUGGUAUUUAUAGAUGUAUAGUCUAAGUUAUUAAAGAUUUUUAUUUGAUUCUUUGGUGUUCCUUUAUUUGAAGACUGUUCGAAUCAAACAGAAAAAGUAGGAAGUUAAAAGAUGGGUCGAUUUCGGAAGUUUUAUCUGAAGAUUGCUGUGGUAUUAUGUGGUGCUUCUGUCUUUAGUUACCUGUGCAUGAUUAUUGGAGUUGUGUAUGACAACAGUUCAAAAUAUCCAUACGUUAAACAUCGUCAGUUACCAUUUAACCACGACACUACCGGAUGUAAAGCUAACCACAGUGUUGUCCAGGCUGACGAGAUGGUCAAGAAAUUUCGUGAGAUUCACAAGCCAAAAAGAUCCAUUUAUUAUUUAGACGAGGAUGAACCUUACAUGAAGCUCAUCAAAAGGUUAAAACUGUUCAGAAAGAGAGGGCUUCUACUAGGUUCUUUUCUCAACAUACCAGGCAACAGCAGCUGGCAGAGAUUCCAAAGAAACAUCAACCAGUAUUACCUGUACGACCCUGACCAAGACAACAUUGUCGCUGAUUUGUUGAAAGAUUUAAGCAAAAGGCCUAUUGUUGCCGCAAAAUCAAAAACCGGUACCUCUCAUUUAGCUUUGCACUUGACCUUUGAUGACGGAAGUAAAGGUAUCUUCAAGGCCAUGAGAACACCAAAACACCAGGAAUCAGCACCGAAUAGUUUCCACUUCAGUGAUAUAGAGCGACCAACGGCUGAAAUAGCAGCAUUUCACCUGGACAUGUAA